Messenger RNA from Magnolia sinica, 915 nucleotides. RefSeq lists its product as uncharacterized. The coding region runs from base 46 to 906 and encodes 286 amino acids. The transcript is spliced from 2 exons. NCBI's taxonomy places the organism in Eukaryota, Viridiplantae, Streptophyta, Magnoliopsida, Magnoliales, Magnoliaceae. The record is from RefSeq and is a predicted model, not a curated record.
AUAAAAGUCUGAAGUAAUUGAAGUUUUGAUUGAACAAGACCAGUUAUGGAACCUAUACCUGAAGGUGGAAGUACUAAGCAUCAAAAUAUACUAAAAAAAUCAAACUUUUCUUCUUCUUCUUCAUCAUCCGAAGAUUUAUUCCAACUCAAUGCUAAUGAGCUUAGUAAAUCGACAGUGGGCAAUGGAGAUGCUCAAUUAGCUUCAAGAGCCGAUCUUGACUUAUCCGCUGAAUUCACGGGUAUGGAUCCAAGUGAUUCUAGCCUUCACCAAUCAGAUAGGUUGUCAACGGUAAAUAUGUUCCCACCUGAUGCUACUCAAUUCCCUCCAACUCAGGUGAUGGGAAAAUCAGAUAUUGUCGAUCCAUAUAGGAUUCCUUCAUCCGUGUUCGAGAGGAGUAAGUCUACGGCACCGAUGGAAUGGAGUGUAGCUUCCAAUGAAUCCUUAUUUAGUAUUCAUGUGGGUAAUUCAAGUUUCUCAAGAGAUCAUGUCUUUUUAAUGGGGCGUUCCGGUGAAUUAACAAACUUUUCGAGCCCAACAGAAGGAAUCAUGUCUACUCCUAGAUUAUCUGACCCCACAUUAAAAGAAGGCUUGGAGCACCACCCCGAUGAUACUCAAGCUGCGAAUGCUGAAACGAUGAAGGAGGUUCUAAGGGCGGCUGCGGAUAAUAAAGCAGUGGCCCCUGCGCCUGGAGCUAGUGCCUCCCGUCGCUCAGAUGGUAGUGGAACCAGCAUCCGUUCGUUCGCAUUUCCAAUAUUAACAGAAGGAAAAAGUGGAUCUGUGAAGGUGGACCCAGAGAAUCGGUCAAAUAAAAAACAAGAGCCUCAAACACCGGUAGCAGAAGUAGCUCCAGUCGCUGCAAACGCUAAGUGGUUUCCCUGCUUUUCAUGUUGUCCAUUUUGUUGUUGAGAGAGUGUA